Oncorhynchus keta (chum salmon) is the source of this 1924-nucleotide messenger RNA. Its product is annotated as forkhead box protein H1-like. Gene Ontology annotation, molecular function: sequence-specific DNA binding; DNA-binding transcription factor activity. Bases 167 to 1477 code for a protein of 436 amino acids. The transcript is spliced from 3 exons. Lineage: Eukaryota; Metazoa; Chordata; Actinopteri; Salmoniformes; Salmonidae. The record is from RefSeq and is a predicted model, not a curated record. Gene Ontology annotation, biological process: regulation of DNA-templated transcription.
AGGCCACCACGACCAUCAACUUGACUUCCAUAUCCAUCCUCUGAUUGCCACAGCGCGGAGCUCUGCAGCCUAACACGGGCCUUCAUACUCGACCCAGGUGCCAGUCCAACAGCCUCCACGGCUGGAAAAGCUUGCCCCUGCCCAGUUCAGCUGGGCCACAGCGCCCAUGGAUAAAGCGAUGCUGCCAAACCACCACGGACCGCCGGGGUCAUCCUACCAGCCGUCGCCCGAGCUCAACAAAGAUGGGCCGAUUAAGGAGGAAUCUUGGGACCAGACGAAAAAUGGAAAGAAAAAAAACUAUCAGCGCUACCCCAAACCACCCUACUCCUACCUCGCAAUGAUUGCCAUGGUCAUCCAAAAUUCUUCAGAGAAGAAGCUUACGUUGUCUGAGAUUCUAAAGGAGAUCAGUACACUUUUCCCUUUUUUCAAAGGGAACUACAAAGGCUGGCGGGACUCAGUGCGACACAACCUCUCUUCCUAUGACUGCUUUGUUAAGGUACUGAAGGAUCCUGGGAAGCCCCAGGGGAAGGGGAACUUCUGGGCCGUGGAAGUGAGCCGGGUGCCGCUGGAGCUCCUCAAGAGGCAGAACACUGCUGUGUCACGCCAGGAUGAGACCAUCUUCGCCCAGGAUCUUGCUCCUUACAUCCUGCAUGGGCACCAACAUAAGCCAGAUGCAGAGCCCCCGGCCCCCCCACCACCAAUCAUUGUUCUACCCCGAGGACCCAUCACAACCCCCCACCCCGGCCCCUCUUUCACCGCUCUAUCCCCCAUGCCCACCAGACAGCUCUCCCCCUCUCAGGAGGACCUGUACCGGCCCAAGCUGGACUCGUCCUUUGCCAUUGACUCCCUCCUCCACAGCCUGAGGCCGGCCAGCGAAGCAGGAGAACCCGACAGGGGCAGGGACUGCUGGGGGGUGGAGCCCCACUCUCGUCCUUCCCCUCCUCCAUGCGCUCGCUACUCCUCCGCCCGCAGCGCCUCAGCGAGCUCCGUCAGCCCCGCCUCAUCUUCCGAUGAGGACUGGAGGGGCGUGUCGCAAGGCGGGAAGCAGGUGCCCGAGGGUGAGGCGGGAUCAGACGGGUACGAGGACAGCAGACCCCCUCCACACAAGACUGCCCGCCGAGGCUGCCCCCCUCCCUGGGAGCUUCCCACCUCAUAUGCCAAGUACACACCGCCCAAUGCUGUGGCCCCGCCCAGCAUGCGUUUUAACGGAGGCCCUCUGAUGCCUCUGGGCAUGCCUCUGUAUGGUUACGGAGGGUCUCCUGUCACAUCCAGCCAUUUUGUAGGUCAUGCCUACUGGCCCCUCUUACCCAGUGGGCGCCCUCCCCUCAUUAUGGACCUGGACACUAUGCUCCAGUCAGUACCGCCCAAUAAGAGUGUGUUUGAUGUGCUGGGUCCACCCAAUCAGUCGUCUCACCAGCCUGCUGGUCAGUAUGCCCUGCAGAGUGAACCCCCUCUCAGACGUUAUCCCCAUUAUUGACUAUGACUCAAAUCAAGCAAGCACCGAACAUAUUGUAAGUGCAAUGCAGGGAUAAGAAUGACCUAUCCGUACAAACUUAACUUUGUGUCCCCAUUUAUUAAAUGUUUACAGAAGACCAAAUUGUAAAUUCAAAUGUACAACCACUAAUAUCUCCUUCAAAUAUACAACCACUAAUAUCUACCUCAAAUAUACAACCACUAAUAUUUACCUCAUUCUUAUGAAAUCAGUUAAUACAGGGAUGUUGCACUGCCCGCGUUUGCACGAUUGUAUUGUCAAUGUGAUGAAUUUUUCCUUUUAAGAAAUCUCUCUUAAAUGUUGCCUACCUCGACUAUUGAAUGUGUUUUUUCAGUGGAUUUUUUUUCCAGAGGAAAAGUAUUUUCUUCCUUUUGGUUUUUAUGGUUGUCUUUUGAAAAGCUUGUAAAUAUAUUUUAAGAUGUAAAACUGCAC